AUGGUAAAAGAAACAAAAUACUACGAUAUUUUGGGCGUUUCGCCUUCUGCAACUGAGAAUGAACUGAAAAAGGCAUACCGGAAAUUGGCACUCAAGUAUCACCCGGAUAAGAAUCCCAACGAGGGCGAGCGAUUUAAGGCGAUUUCACAGGCAUAUGAGGUUUUAUCGGAUCCGAAAAAAAGACAAGUAUAUGAUGAAGGUGGUGAAGAAAGUCUGAGUGGAGCAGGUGGCGGUGGAAACUUCCAUAAUCCAAUGGAUAUUUUCGAUAUGUUUUUCGGAGGACAUUUCCGAGGAGGUGAAAAAGGUGAACGUAAAGUACGUGAUAUGAUACAUCAAUUGCCGGUGACUCUAGAACAACUAUAUAAUGGAGCUGUGAAGAAAUUGAAACUUUCACGUAAUAUUGUCUGUCCGAAAUGUGGCGGUGUUGGUGGAACAAAGGGUUCCGUAAUCCCUUGUGAGGCUUGUAAAGGACGAGGCGUACGAAUUGAAAUCACGCAAAUUGGACCUGGUAUGGUACAACAAAUGCAGUCAACAUGUAAUGUUUGUCGGGGUGAAGGUGAAGUAAUACCUUCAAAAGAUCGAUGCAAGCAGUGCGACGGAAAGAAGAAGAUUCGAAAUGAAUCCGUUUUGGAAGUUCAUGUUGAUAAAGGAAUGAAGGAUGGACAGAAAAUUGUGUUCUCGGGACAAGGCGAUCAGGAAGUUGGAGUAACUUCUGGUGACGUAGUAAUUAUAUUGGAUGAACAACCACAUGAUACAUUUGUGCGGAAAGGACACAAUCUUGUGAUACAAGUUGAUCUCGAACUGGUAGAGGCACUUUGCGGUUGUACAAGAUCAAUAGCAACACUAGAUUCACGUCAUUUGAUCUUUGGAACAUUUCCAGGUGAAGUGAUAAAACAUGGCGAUAUGCGUACGAUAGUUGGCGAAGGUAUGCCACAUUAUAAGAACCCUUUUGAGAAAGGUGAUCUACUCAUUCAGUUUGCUGUGCGAUUUCCGAAAAAAAUUGCGCAAGUCGAACAGUUGAAGAACUUACUACCAGAUGGUACUCAACCGUUAGUAUCGGAUGAUGCAGAAGUUGUAGAAUUAGAAUUAAUUCAUGAUCGUGGACCUCGUCCGUCGUCAUCAUACGAACAUGAAACACAUGGACCCCAAGGUGUACGGUGUCAAACUCAGUGA
Molecule: messenger RNA, 1173 nt
Organism: Cercopithifilaria johnstoni
Lineage: Eukaryota; Metazoa; Nematoda; Chromadorea; Rhabditida; Onchocercidae
Source: the annotation of a GenBank genome assembly